AAAGAGUUAUGAUUUUUAGAAGGCGAGGAGGAAAAAAUGAAAACGUAAAAAUUUAAUUGUCUGAGUCCUUAUGGCCAAAAUGGGCUGAGUCCUUAAGGGGUUAAAGGGUUAAGAGUUUGUGGGGAUUGGGAGCAGUUUGAAUUAUUUACGAUGUGCAUCACCAUGUAUAUCUCCCUGAGCUCUCAGUAAAAGUUUGGAGGUUUGCAUUGACCUAUAUAUUGGAUCUUCAGAAAGCUGGAUAUGAUGUCACUACUUCCCACAGGAGACCACACAACCAUCUUUCCCUGAACGUCAAUUCUUCUUCUUACACGGCAGCCAGGGAUGUAUCACAGGAAAAUGAGAGACCUGACAAAGUCCAAUCACUUCUUCACUAUUAUAACUCAUUCACAGCCGAAAUGUCCUGACAGACUCCACAUCCCCUCCUCCGUCUUCAGCGCCUCACUCCCCUGACAGGAACUCAGGUACGGCACGCCCUAACACUUUCCCGCCGUUUCUCAGGCACUAAACAAACCCACGAAACUACAGCUCCCAAGCGCCCCCGCGGCCAGGCCUGACGUCAUUCAUCGGCGACUCUAGCAAUCUGCUGCGCGGAACUGUCAUGGCGGCUUCUCAUUCAGAGGCCUGAUUGUGUGUUGUGACCGCAGAAUUGUAAAAAUGAAGCUGGUAAACUUAAAACAGGCCAUUCUACAGGCCUGGAAGGAGAGAUGGAGCGAUUACCAAUGGGCCAUCAACAUGAAGAGGUUCUUCCCUAAAGGAGUUACCUGGGACAUCUUAAAUUUAGCAGAAGCACUUUUAGAUCAGGCUAUGAUCGGACCAGCACCCAAUCCUCUGAUCCUUUCCUAUCUUAAGUACGCUAUCAACUCUCAGAUGGUGUCGUAUGCUACAGUCCUGUCAGCGAUCAGUAAGUUCGACGACUUCUCAAGGGAUCUCUGUAUCCAGUCUCUGCUGGAGAUCAUGGACAUGUUCUGCGAUAAUCUCAGCUGUCAUGGUAAAGCAGAAGAAUGUCUGAGCCUAUGUCGGGCCUUGAUGAACGUUAUGAACUGGCUUUUGCGUGGCUCAGCCUUCUAUGUGGAGAAGCUGAAGGAAGUUUUGGAUCCUGUAACUGGAGAAAGUAACCUGUCAAUGUGUCUGAAGAGGCUUGAGGCCAUCCUAAGUAGUACCAAGAACAGGGCUCUCAUCCAUAUUGCCAAACUUGAAGAACCAGCCUCCUGGGCAUCGGUGGAACAGUCAUUGUUGCGACUUGCCGAGUGCGUGAAUCUCCUUCAAAGUGUUCAGCUGCGGAGCAAAGCCGAGGAUUGCAUCUCCCUGAUCAGGAGCAUCCCAUCGAUGUUAUGUGCACAUUCUGACCAGCUGCACCGCACUGGAUUCCCUACAGUCCAUGCUGUUGUUAUGUUGGAGGGAACAAUGAACCUGACAGGAGAAGCUCAGCCAUUGGUGGAACAGCUGAACACAGUGAAGAGGAUGCAGCGGAUCCCAUCUCAUCUCUUCCUCCUAGAAGUCUGGAAAGCUUGUAUUGUUGGAUUAAUAGAGUCCCCUGCAGGGACUGAUGAGUUGAAGUGGACUGCGUUUACCUUCCUUAAGAUUCCACAAGUACUAUCAAAAUUAAAGAAAUUUUGGCUAGCAGAUCAGGAUUUCAAUGAAGAUAUGAACACUGCUUUCGAGUAUCUACUCAAACUCACCCCAUUAUUGGACAAAGCUGACCAGAGGUGCAACUGUGACUGUGUUAGUCUGUUACUUCAAGAAUGUAACAAGCUGGGUCUGCUCUCUGACCAUCACCUGGAUCACCUGGUGACUAAAAGAUCUGCGGAUCGGGAACAGGCUCCUCGCUCAUCUGAAAGCUCUGCCAUUCAGCCCAAUCCAGGCCUCAUUCUCCGAGCAGAACCCACUGUGACCAAUAUUCUCAAGACAAUGGAUGCAGAUCACUCGAAGUCUCCGGAAGGUCUUCUGGGAGUCUUAGGACAUAUGUUGACUGGGAAAAGUCUCGAUCUUCUACUGGCCGCUGCAGCUGCCACUGGCAAAUUGAAGUCUUUUGCUCGUAAAUUCAUUCAGCUGAAUGAAUUUACCCGGCAUAUCAGCGCUGAGAGCUCAAAAGCCGCCUCUACCCGCGCCCUUCUAUUCGAUAUCUCCUUUCUAAUGCUCUGUCAUGUGGCACAGACAUAUGGCUCAGAGAUGAUCCUGUCGGAUGUGAGUGCUAGUGGAGAGACGCCGUUCUUUGAGAGCUGGAUGCAGACAUGUAUGCCAGGAGAGGGCAAAGUGCUAAACCCUGAGCACCCUUGCUUCCGCCAUCCUGAUAUCCCCAAAGUGGAAGCCUUGGUCGCUCUACUCAAUACAUCCACAGAGAUGAAACUGGUUCAGACAAAGUGGCAUGAAGUUUGCCUGAGUAUUCCUGCUGCAAUUCUAGAGGUUCAUAAUGCCUGGGAGAAUGGUGUCCUGUCUUUUGAAGCUAUCCAGAAAAUUACAGACAACAUUAAAGGGAAGGUUUGUAGCCUGGCUGUGUGUGCUGUUGCCUGGUUGGUGGCUCACGUUCGCAUGUUGGGUCUAGACGAGAGGGAUAAGUCUCUACAGAUGAUCCGGCAGCUGGGGACCCCCAUGUACGGGGACAACAUACUGCAGUUUUACAAUGAGCGGGUGAUCAUCAUGAGUUCCAUCCUGGAGAACAUGUGUUCUGAAGUUCUGCAACAAACAGCCACACAGAUAAAAUUUGCUGUGACUGGAAGUGAACCCGUGCCUUAUGUUCACCGCCUGCCCUCCAAAAAGCCCAUUAAAGAGGUCUUACACGGAGCCUUCAGCACCACCUUAGAGAAGGGCUGGGUGGACAUCAGAUCCCUCCACAUCUUUGACACCUUACUCCACAUGGGAGGCGUCUACUGGUUCUGCAACAACUUAGUUAAGGAGCUGCUUAAAGAAACUCGGAUGGAAUUUGCUGUACGAGCGGUGGAGCUUCUAUACGCCAUCUUCUGUCUGGACAUGCAGCAGCUCACACUAACUCUCCUAGGACAUGUAUUACCUUCCCUGUUAACUGAUUCUUCCAAAUGGCACACGCUGAUGGACCCGCCGGGCCGGGCACUGGCAAAAUUGUCUGUUUGGUGCGCCAUGACAUCAUAUGCCACCCAUAAUAAGGGACAGCCAUCCCCCCGACAGAGGAAGAGGCACAGAGAAGACAUUGAGGAUUACAGCUGCCUGUUUCCUCUGGAUGACAACCAGCAAUCUAAGCUGAUGCGUCUUCUCAGCUCCAAUGAGGAGGAACAUUCAGUGCAAGCCAACCCCACAGAUCGCCCCAUGAACAGCUCGCUCUCCGCCUCACAGAUUCACAACAUUAGCUCCAAGGAGCCCUUAAACAGAGUAUUGGCUAACCUCUUCCUAUUGAUCUCGUCCAUUCUUGGAGCCCGGACGGCCGGGGCCCACACACAGUUUGUACAGUGGUUUAUGGAGGAAUGUGUAGAGAGCCUGGAGCAGGGAGGAAAAGGGGGGAUCCUUCAGUUUAUGCCUUUCAGUAUGGUUUCUGAAUUGGUUAAAGUCUCCACCCUAUCAAGCCCAAAAAUAGUUCUGGCUAUCACUGACCUGACUCUUCCUCUCGGGAGGAGAGUUGCUGCCAAAGCACUGACUGCGUUAUGAGCCUCGGUGACCAUUUUCUCAGCUGUAUCUGUCGCCUUUCCUUAUUGCGGACAUAUUUGCUGCCAGCUGGCUGAGCUUCUCAAGACAUUAGUGACUUUACAAUAUAGUUUUCUACAGAGCGCAUACAUUACAUAGACCUAUUUGUCUUGCAAGAUCAUGAGGCCAUCAAGUUCAGUUCACCGUGGAUCAUGCCGUAUAUAAAAAAAAUUCCUGGAUUACAAUAAUCACAUUAUAUUGGAUGAGAAAGUGACAACUAGCGCACAAAUCAAUAGGUUUCAUUGUAAAGCGCACCGUAAAGGGGUGUACACCAAUGCGCUAAGCUUAUGGCCACGUUCCGGAUGGCAUACCAUGAUUACAGAAAGGUUCGAUUUCUGGAAAAUUCUACUUUUUCACCAUUAGGGAGUAUUCACCUGGCGAAAUAUCUGCUGGAGAAAUUUCAGGCGGACAUUCCAUGCCCAUCAGUCACCAAUAGGACAAUCAGUCGGUGAUGGGACUGCUCGGACAUGUGUAGUUUCCAUUGCCGGUAAUGCAUAUCAAAGCGGAUUUUGCUGGGGAAAAAAAAAUGAACAUGUUCCAGAGUCCAGAAUUAGAAUUUUGGAUACGCCUACUUGUCAAUAUAUUCAUAAAUUUCUAGGAGGAAUAACUGGAACGGCACAACCCCAUGACCAAUAAUGCAAGUAUUUAGUAUGGUCAAAGAGCAUAACAGUAAAUACUUUGAUAAUCCCUGUUUUAUAUCUUUUUAAUAGAAUAUGUAGUUGUGUUUUGUACUUUUUUUUAAAUUUUUUUAAUGGUUUUUUUCCCCCUAAAUGUCACCAUUCCCCCAAUCGGUGCCAAUUGUCAUAACAAAGUAUAACACUAUUGGCACUGAUUGGACAGUGAUAGUGUACAGAGACACCCCCCCAAAGUGGUGACACCUACUUGUCAAUGUAUUCAUAAAUGCCUACCAGAAAUAACAGAACAACCCAAAAUACAGGUAUUUAAUAUAACAGACCUAACAGAAGAGCGGACACAUCCUCUUUAAAGGGGGUACUCCGCCCCUAGACAUCUUAUCCCCUAUCCAAAGGAUAGCGGAUAAGAUGUCUGAUUGCGGGAGUCCAACCGCUGGAGACCGCAGCCAUCUUUGCUGCGGCACCCCAGACAUCCGAUGCACGGAGCGAACUUCAUGAAGCAGUGUCCCGCUCGUGACGUCAC
This is a messenger RNA of Hyla sarda, 4806 nucleotides long. It is a transcript of the gene MED24, whose product is annotated as mediator complex subunit 24. Gene Ontology annotation, molecular function: transcription coregulator activity. Lineage: Eukaryota; Metazoa; Chordata; Amphibia; Anura; Hylidae. Gene Ontology annotation, cellular component: mediator complex. Bases 655 to 3615 code for a protein of 986 amino acids. The record is from RefSeq and is a predicted model, not a curated record. The transcript is spliced from 26 exons.